This is a messenger RNA of Mesoplodon densirostris (Blainville's beaked whale), 715 nucleotides long. RefSeq names its product 14-3-3 protein zeta/delta-like. The record is from RefSeq and is a predicted model, not a curated record. Bases 53 to 715 code for a protein of 220 amino acids. Gene Ontology annotation, cellular component: cytoplasm. Lineage: Eukaryota; Metazoa; Chordata; Mammalia; Artiodactyla; Ziphiidae. Gene Ontology annotation, biological process: signal transduction. The transcript has a single exon.
GCUGAGCCCCGUCCGUCCGUCGCCACCCACUCCGGACACAGAACAUCCAGUCAUGGAUAAAAAUGAGCCAGUGCAGAAGGCCAAACUGGCCGAGCAGGCUGAGCGGUAUGACGACAUGGCGGCCUGCAUGAAGUCUGUAACUGAGCAAGGAGCUGAAUUAUCCAAUGAGGAGAGGAAUCUUCUCUCAGUUGCUUAUAAAAAUGUUGUAGGAGCCCGUAGGUCAUCUUGGAGGGUCGUCUCAAGUAUUGAGCAGAAGACGGAAGGUGCUGAGAAAAAACAGCAGAUGGCUCGAGAAUACAGAGAGAAAAUUGAGACCGAGCUAAGAGGUAUCUGCAAUGAUGUACUGUCUCUUUUGGAAAAGUUCUUGAUCCCCAAUGCUUCACAAGCAGAGAGCAAAGUCUUCUAUUUGAAAAUGAAAGGAGACUACUACUGCUAUUUGGCUGAGGUUGCUGCUGAUGAUGACAAGAAAGGGACUGUGGAUCAAUCACAGCAAGCAUACCAAGAAGCUUUUGAAAUCAGCAAAAAGGAAACGCAGCCAACGCAUCCUAUCAGAUUGGGUCUGGCCCUUAACUUCUCUGUGUUCUAUUAUGAGAUUCUGAACUCCCCUGAGAAAGCCUGCUCUCUUGCAAAAACAGCAUUUGAUGAAGCCAUUGCUGAACUUGAUACAUUAAGUGAAGAGUCAUACAAAGACAGCACACUCAUAAUAAUGCAGUAA